UUCCUCACCACCCACAUAGUAAAGCUCCGCGUCGAAAUCGGAAAACAGAUCAAAAAAAUAAAAGUUCUAAUCCCGCAAUCAACCCACCUCCGAUCUCCAUAUACGUAGUACAGAGUGAUCGUGAGAGGAAAAAAAAAAGAGAGAGAUGGGAAGGGGAAGAGUGGAGCUGAAGAUGAUUGAGAACAAGAUUAAUAGACAAGUGACGUUUGCAAAGAGGAGGAAUGGAUUACUGAAGAAGGCGUAUGAGCUUUCAGUGCUCUGUGAUGCUGAGGUUGGCCUAAUCGUCUUUUCCAACCGAGGCAGACUAUUUGAGUUCUGCAGUAGCUCCAGCAUGAUGAAGACAAUCGAGAGAUACCAAAAGUGCAGCUAUAAUACAACAGAGACCAGAAUUCCAUCCAAGGAGACGCAGAACAAUUAUCAGGAAUAUUUAAAGUUGAAAGCAAAAGUUGAAUAUCUACAACGGUCACAAAGAAAUCUUCUAGGAGAGGACCUAGCUCUACUGACCACAAAGGAACUAGAGCAACUAGAACACGAAUUAGAAAUGUCUCUCAAAAAAAUCCGAUCAACUAAGAGCCAGUUGAUGCUUGAUCAACUAUGUGAUCUCAAAAGGAAGGAGCAAAUGUUGCAGGAAGCUAACAAAGCUCUGAGAAUGAAGUUGCAAGAAGACGAGCCGGAAAUGCCCCUCCAGUUGUCCUGGUCUGGUGGCCGCACAGCCGGAAAUGCCAGAAGCCCCUGCGGCCGUCAACCUCAAUCGGAUGUAUUCUUUCAGCCCUUGCCUUGUGACCCUACUCUGCAAAUUGGAUAUAACCCAAUCUGUAUAGAAGAGCAAUUGAACAACGGAUCGUCCUCUCAUAAUAUCAAUGGCUUCCUUCCAGGAUGGAUGUGAUUAUCACUUAAAUCUCUUAAAAGUCAUCACCUUUCAUAUUCUGCUACAUAUUUUAUAUCUUCCAGCUUGGGGAAGAAUGUGCUCAAAAGAAAACAUGAAAAAGAUCAUACAAUAAGGUUGACUAAGGCAUUUGUAUUUUGUAGUACCUUGAUUUUUGUGUAUGUAAUGUAUAGUGGAGUAGAACAAGAAGCUUAUUUUGAACACAAAUAUGCAGGCAUUGAAUUAUUCAAGGAUAAUGUAACAGUGUACCAUAUAUUUUCAUAUUUAUAU
Messenger RNA from Phalaenopsis equestris, 1156 nucleotides. Its product is annotated as MADS-box protein CMB1-like. Gene Ontology annotation, biological process: positive regulation of transcription by RNA polymerase II. The transcript has 8 exons. Gene Ontology annotation, cellular component: nucleus. The record is from RefSeq and is a predicted model, not a curated record. The coding region runs from base 146 to 886 and encodes 246 amino acids. Lineage: Eukaryota; Viridiplantae; Streptophyta; Magnoliopsida; Asparagales; Orchidaceae. Gene Ontology annotation, molecular function: DNA-binding transcription factor activity, RNA polymerase II-specific; protein dimerization activity; RNA polymerase II cis-regulatory region sequence-specific DNA binding.